AUGUUGUACACUAAUGGCACUGUUGUGACCGUGGAUGCCUCACGCCGUAUAAUUACGGACGGAGCAAUCCGCGUACUAGGCGACGUGAUUGUGGAUAUUGGCAAGACAGAUAUCCUUAAGGGAAAGUACGUAGCUGACGAAGAUUGUGAUCUAUCUGGUCGGAUUAUCAUCCCAGGGUUGAUCUCGACUCACAUGCACACAGCACAGACGUUGCUACGAGGCACAGCUGACGAUCUCGAGCUGGUGUCCUGGUUAUGUGAGAGGAUCUGGGUGUUGCAAGGUAACUUUACUGCGGCGGACGGAUACGCUGCAGCACGACUAAGUAUCGGAGAGAUGCUUAAAUCGGGGACUACCUGCUUUUUGGAGAGCAUGUUUGCAGAUCGAUAUGGCUUCGACGGGCUAUGUCGCGCUGUUCAAGAGAGUGGCAUCCGUGGCUGUCUAGGUAAAAUUGUCAUGGACAUUGCAAAAUAUGCCAAAGACGAUGCCUGGGCCAUGCAUCCUGGCCUUGUUGAGAACCGUGAAACAUCCUUGCUUGGUACUGUGAAGAUGUGGGAGAAGUGGAAUGGUGCGGCCGACGAUAGAAUUAGAGUCUGGUUUGGUGCCAGGACUCCCGGAGGAGUAUCGGACGCACUUUAUAAGGAAAUGACCACCAUUUCCAAAGAAAAGGGUAUACCCAUUACCAUGCAUUGCGCUGAAGUCAAAGCCGAUCGUGACUUUUUUGCUUCGGUGUCACACACCCCGAUGUCAUAUUGCAAAUCAGUCGGCUUGCUUAGUGACUCCACAGUCCUCGUUCAUAUGGUCCAUCUGGAUGACUCGGAUAUUGAGAUUCUUUCUUCUUCGGGGACGCAUGUUGCACACUGCCCAACCUCUAAUGCAAAGCUUGCUUCCGGAAUCUGCAGAGUGCCAGACCUUGAAAAGGCCGGAGUCAAUAUCGGCCUGGGUACAGAUGGCGCCCCAUGCAACAAUACAUGUGAUCUCUUGCAGGAGAUGAAACUCGCAGCUAUUAUUCACAAGGGGAUCUCGCAAGAUCCAACUGCAGUUCCAGCCGAAAACGUGCUGGAGAUGGCUACAAUCAAUGGCGCUAAAGCACUAGGCUUAGAUGAUCAGAUCGGUAGCCUAGAAAUUGGUAAGAAGGCUGACUUUGUGGCUAUCGAUGUUCGGGGAAUCCACACCCAGCCUUGGUUUAAUCCAGUCAGUGCAGUUGUUUAUACCGCGAGUGGACGGGAUGUUGAUGUUGUUGUGGUAAACGGGAAGGUUGUUGUUAAGGAUGGAGUGCUGCUGACGAUGGAUGAGGAGGAAAUUGUACAAGAAGCACAGAGAAGAAGCAAGGAGGUAGUGGAAAGAGCCGGGUUGGGCAAGAAGGUGCAGGGCCGCUGGCCAGUUGAGUGA
Messenger RNA from Penicillium griseofulvum, 1389 nucleotides. RefSeq names its product amidohydrolase. The record is from RefSeq and is a predicted model, not a curated record. The coding region runs from base 1 to 1389 and encodes 462 amino acids. Gene Ontology annotation, molecular function: hydrolase activity, acting on carbon-nitrogen (but not peptide) bonds. NCBI's taxonomy places the organism in Eukaryota, Fungi, Ascomycota, Eurotiomycetes, Eurotiales, Aspergillaceae. The transcript has 5 exons.